CGCCCGUGGCUUUUAUUGAAAACUCAACAAAAAGCGCCAGCGCCUGAAUCUCGGGCUUUGUCGCUCUAAACGUACAAAAAUAUACAAUAUAUGUGUCAAUUGUUUUUAAACCACCAUAUCAGUGGUAAUUAGAAAAAAAACAAUAUUUAUGGAAUUAAUCCUCUACAUCCCUUCUCUCUCAUCUCACUUCAUCUUCUUUCCCUCUACAGAAAACCCUACCCUCCAAAAAAAAAAAGGAAUCCCUACCCUAAUACAUCGCCUCUCUUCAUCUUCCGCCGUCAACUCCUCUAAUGAACAAUACCCCUUAAUCAAAACACUCCCUUGUGAAUUCGACCAAGUGAGCUUCGAUUGAGGCUUAAUAGCAGGGAGGACACAAGAAGAGGCGAGUCGCCGACCUCGCCACGGCUGCCAGCGCUGCUUCGUCCUUGUCAAAAGGCGAUGUUGCUUCCUCUCUUACGGCGACUACAGGGGCCUUCAAUACUCUGGAUCUACCUUCUCUGCACCCACUUUAAAGCCUGGACUAGGAUUUUGUCACUGGGAGCAGGCCGCGCUGGUUACUUGAAAGAGCAGGAGACGAGCUGGGUUGUUUUUGUUUGUCCCUCUGUUUCUUGUCCAGAGGAAUUUUCCUUAUUUGGUGGAGUUUAAUUGAUUUUUGUGUUGCGUGUAGUGAUGUUGAUCUGUAGAAGGCGAGAAAGAGAAAGUGAUGAUGAUGGGAAGAUGGUGACGAGCAAGGUAUUUCGGGAAAAAGAUGACUAAGACGAUGCCCAGAUCUAAUGGCAACCCAGACUCACUUCUUCAUCAAAACCCAAUCGCCAUGAUUCAAUUGUCGCUACGACUACGUUUCUGGGUUUCUUGGCUGAGCGGCGACCACUGGCGGCGAUAAGAUUCUAUCACAAAUAAACUUCGUCAUUUUCUGAGCAUCAAGUAUAAUUUAUUUCAGACCACGAUAAUUUAUGCAACGACAGCCAAAUAUUUGUCACAAACAGUUUUUUUAUGACGCCCUAACGAAUUUCCACUUUUUGCGAUGGGACUUUUUCCCAUGUCGACCAACGACUGUAUUUUGUCGUAACUAGCCAUUUCCAACGAAAAUGGUCUUUUCCAACGCCAAACGUCUGGUCAUAACUGACUGUCUUUUUUGUAGUGUGUGGACCUGGUAUCACUUAAGGUUAGUGUCAAGUGCAUUAUGUUAAAGUUGACAGAAUAUUCUUGGAAUAUUUCGUCUUCUAAAUUUCAGAAUUGGUUCUUCUCCUUUUUGUCAUUGUAAAAAAUCUUUCAAACUUAUGAAAAACAUUAUUUUUUAUUGUUUAGUUGGAAUAAUCUUUUGAAAACUUUGUUUAUACAAACCAAUUUUUGAUUAAGAAAUUUAGAAUCAAUUAUCAUUAUAAGUAUUUUUUAUGGAUAAUUAUCAUUAUAAGUAUUUUUAAUUAUAUAUUCUAGUAUAUUUAUUAGUGGUGCUUCGAAUUGUAUUGGCGGUUUAAAUAGAACUUAUAAUAUUGAUUUUAUAUAUUUAUUAUUCCUUCUUGAUAUUUGUUUAUUAUUUUUACUAAUUUAUCUAUUUUAUUGAAAAAAUUUCAUUAGUCAUUCUAGUAAUAUUAUGUUUAGAAGUUUUUCUAAUUUUUAUCUUAGAUAAUACUUGUUGAAAUAUAAUUUUGGAUGUUUUUAAAAAUUUGGGUACCAAAAGGUAAUUAAAGUUUUGGGUUGGAUGAAAAACUAAAUGGAUGCACAUUUUGGCGAAUUUAAUGCUGAAUCGCUAUUCGUCACCCUAAAAUUUAACUUUUUUCGCCCUAAACCAUAUUACAUUGACGUUUAUACCCCUAUUUUCAAUUUCAAUCCUCAACCCCUAACUUCCCAGUUCCCACGAGCAAAGUUCCGGCCGCCGCCGCUGUUCACUAUACACUCUCCUUUUCUAGAGCGAUAAAUCUGUAAAAGAAAUGAAGUAAAACGAAAAUCUAAGCAGACUGAAUAAAAAAUUUAUGAGUCCAAAUUAUUAUAUCCCAAUAAUCCUUCCAUAUCGGAGAGAAUCUGUUUCAGCUCUAAUCCACAACCUAACUACUCUCCGUUCUCUUUCUCUACUUGUUCCUGGUACGUGCCUUCUUCUUUCAAUCCCUUUAUCUCCCUGCUGUCUUAUUUUGCUUUCCAAGUUGUUAACGUGUUUUCUUUAUUGAUUGUGCUCGCUCCUUUUCCUUUACAUUCUAAGUUUGUUUCUUUUACUGUUCUGUUUAGUUUGGUUGGGCAGAAAGUGAGGGAUUCCAACCAGUCUCCCCUGCUCAUGACCUUCUCACAUACAAUAUAGAAUUAGAAACCAAUGCAGAGGGGAAGAAAGAAGUGGGAUAGAAAUGGGUUAUCGAUCUCUUGAACUCCGACUUGGGUUUCAUAUAAGAACAAGAAUAGGAGAAUAUUUAAAGUUAGGACGAGAACAAGGCAGAGGGGAAGAAAGAAGUGGGACAGAAAUAGGUUAUCGAUCUCUUGAACUCCGACUUGGGUUUCAUAUAGGAACAAGAACAGUAGAAUAUUUAAAGUUAGGACGAGAAAGUGAAAUAAGGGCAAUGGGUAUUAUAGUAAAUUUAACAUAAUUAGGGCGACGAAUAAGGAUUUUUAGGGCGAUGAAUAGCAAUCCCCUAAUGCCCGAUGCCCUAUUCAAACCUAAAUAAUAUGUGUCUCAAUUCAUAAACUUAAGUAGUACCGAGGUAUUUUACCCACUCUACACACCCUACACCUUGUAACUUUCUCGAGGAUGUUUUUAUGAGUUAGGAAUAUAAUUAGGACGGCUUCCAUCACUUCAUCACAUGCGGACAAAACUGUGAUUACUAUGUCAUCUUACAGCUUAAUUAUUGCUCCAAAGUGGAAAACUAAGACCCGGCUACUACAGUCUACAAGACACAAAAGUCAAGGUCCAGCCAGCCAAAGAGAUUAGAGAUGCAUUGCCCACAACAGAGCUAUCAAUAUCUCUUUAAAUAUGCCAUUGCCAUUGAGAGAUGUACAUAACAAUCAAAUAGGACCUCCAGUCCACUGCAGCCAUCACAAAACAGACCAAAAACCCAUCGCCAUGGCCGAUCAAGGAGAAGUGAAGCUGCUGAAGACAUGGUCGAGCCUGUUCGGUCUGCGGGUCGUUUGGGCGCUGAAGCUCAAGGGCAUACCCUACGAGUCCGUCGAUGAAGACCUCACCAACAAGAGCGAUUUGCUUCUGCAGUACAACCCUGUCCACACGAAGGUCCCUGUUCUCAUUCACAACGGCAAGCCCAUCUGUGAAUCGCUCGUGAUUCUCGAGUACAUCGACGAGACUUGGAGCCAGAAUCCACCUAGUUUGUUGCCUCAGGAUCCCAUCCAGCGCGCCUCAGCUCGCUUCUGGGCCAAAUUCAUGGACGAGAAGGCGCUUCCAUCGAUGUGGCAAGCCUUCACAAAGAAAGGGAGGGAGCAAGAGGAAGGACUGGCUUCGAUUGCAGAGAAGCUCAAGUUGCUGGAGGCAGAGUUGGAAGGCAAGAAAUUCUUCGGCGGGGAAGAGAUCGGAAUUCCUGACUUCGCAUUGGGCUGGCUGGUCAACUUGGUGCCGGUCUUCGAAGAGAUCCUCGGCCUCAAAAUCGUGGACGAGGAACGUCAUCCGUCUUUGUCGGAAUGGAGUCGAAGGAUUUCGGAUAUCCGUGUGAUUGAAGAAAGCUGGCCGCCCCGUGACAAGCUCGUCACUAAAUGGGCUGCUAUUCGCGACCAUUUCCUUGCAACGGCGAGGGCGUCGUCUGGUUAAUGAAUGGGGACCUGGAAGUCUUGGAUGAUCGUCGGGACUGCUGCACGCCACUAUGGUUUGAAUCUAGCCUUGCUUUGAAUAAACAACAGAUGUUGAUUCUAUUCUAUCUAUAGCAUUGGGGAAGAAGUAAACUUUAGGCUGGGGAUUCUGGGCUUUUUGUGGUUUCUUAAACGAAAUACAGCAAGUCCCGUUUAAAUGUUAGAUGACUACCACAUUUCAUAUGAAAAUUAGACAGACUUAUAACUCCGUCAUUUCAUCCGUUGAUAUGAAUAAUACUUUCAUCGACAAUGGUGCAUUGUGUCAACCUCACCAAAUAAAAAUCUGCAUCCCCCAUUCCAUUUCCUUUUGAGCUAUAUAAAGUUUCUGUUUGAGC
Messenger RNA from Linum trigynum, 4112 nucleotides. Lineage: Eukaryota; Viridiplantae; Streptophyta; Magnoliopsida; Malpighiales; Linaceae. The record is from the annotation of a GenBank genome assembly.